CUAAAAAAUAUUACAGUGUUCAGUUUUCUGUCUUUGUCCCUUCCUUUCACAUUUUUGCAAAAAAUUUGUCAUUAAAUUAUAGAUUAGUUUCUGGCUAGCUUACUCUCUAAACCAAUGAGUAAAUUAGUGAAAAGGAAUCCAAAGUGGAUAUAUGUUAUUGUUAGGUUAUGUUUCACAAGUAAUUAUCUUUUCUCUAGUUACUAGAUUUUUUUUUUGUGAAGUCUCUAGUUACUAGAUAUUCAUACAUAUCAUACGUUUACAACAAGCAUCUUCUAAGUACCUAUAAAUCAAGGAAAAAAAUGUGUUGAAGAGAAAUAUUCAAUACAAUAGAUUCAAAAGUGCUGAAUGAAUCUCUCUCUCUCUCUCUCUUCCACUCAGUUUGAUGCCACCUAUGUCAUUAACUUGGAGACAGAACCAAAGCAGAACCUGGCGUUUACAUUAGCACGGGCUGUUGCCGCGUGUCCUCUUUCAAAACCUGAUUUGCCGCGUUUAAACUACUUUUUUUUGGGUGUAAACUACUUGUAUCUUAUAUUUUAAUUUUUACGAGCGUAUAAAUUUAGUUUUAUAAUAAAUGUAUUAACCUCUUCUGUAAACGAAUACAUUUGCUAAUCUUUAUCAAUAAAGUAAAUAAUAUUUUUGUUUGAAUUUGGUCCGUUUGAGUUCAAAACGAAUACGCUACGAAACAUGUUUUACAUGAAACUUUUUUUUAAAUGUUUUACAUGAAAUUUGUAAAGAGGACUGGUCAAAGUGUAAUUCUUCCGGAACUUCUUGAAGUAUUUGAUUGUGAUAUAAAAGAGACUUAGACCAACUUCUCUGUUUGGCAAAAAAAAAAGACCAACUUCUUUAUCUUCUUGUGCUUUAAUUAGUACUUGAUUCCGUGUUCUACACAGCAAAGAUCUACAUAUGCAUGAAUUACAAGGCAGCAAUUUGUGGUCCAUAUGUUGGAACUCAUAUAGAUUUAUCUAAUAUCGUUGUGAUCGUCAAUUCAAUACAUAAUUUUUCUUCUUAGUAUAUAUAUUUCCGGGUUUUUUCUUCUUAUUAUUUCCAGUUUUAUGUAUAUAAUCUUGACAACUACGUAUAACAAAAUAUUCAUAGCAAGAGAUAAGACUAUAGCAACUAUCAUCAUGGUACGGCAACUUGUUUAUAGGACAUUAACUACUUGAAAGAGAGAUACCACAAGAGGUUAAGUCUUAAAAGUUUUGAGAGACCCUAAAGAAAGAGAUGGUCACAUGGGUCGAUUGACUUUGACGUCCGAAAUAAAAUCAACCUCACACGUUUACUUCACCCUUUCGUUCAAUUGUAUUCACACUUAUCCACGCCCAAUGAUGUUGCUGGUAAGCCAAAAUAAGUUGUGAACUUCCGUAAUCUAGUUAUGACAAGAACUGAUUUGAUUUUUUGAAGUUUGGUAAAAAUCUUAAACAAGUACAAUCUAAUUCUUUAGUACCAAUCCUGCCAGAAACGACCGAAUCCAUUAUAUUAGGGAUAAGAUAUCUCACUUCAGAAAUUUAAGAGAACUUUAAAGAGUAAAGAUCAAUUCAAUUAUCAUCAAUUAGUUUUAAAUUGGAAACCAUAAUAAAAUUGAAUCUAAUAUGAUAUCAGACCAUAGAUCCUGAAAACCUGAAACCCCUAAUUAAUAUAAUUUCUCUACUUAAUUAAUCCUCUCGAUCAGGUAUAAUUGUUAUACUAAACUCGUUCGACCGAGUAUAAAUAUCUUAAAAUUUUGAGAUUUCUGAACGAUAAGAGUCAUCAUCUCGAAAGGGAGAUAAGAUAUCCCACAUCAGACAUUUAAAAAAAACUUAACUAAUAUAUAAAUGUUAUGAUCAAUUAGUUUUAAGUUGUAAUCUCAUAAUAAACCUGAAUCUAAUACAUUAAACGGUCUCUAGAAAUUUUACAAUAGACGUUGUUUACCAGAUAUAACAUCUAUAAUAUAAUCACCAAAAUUUCACUCCUUAAAUCCUUAAAUAUGGCUGGAUUCCACAGUUUAAUGUCUAAUACCUUUUGAAAAAAAAAUUCUGAAAGAAGAUAUAGGUCUAGAGGGAGCAUAUAUUUUAAAUGAUCCCUUGACUAAUUUAUCACUUAUUAUAUUUAAUUCAUAUUAACUUUUUCAUAUGUUUUGGAUACAUUCGUGUGGCAAUUCAAAACUCUUUAGUUCCUCCACUUAUUUCUAUUAAAUCAAAGUAAAUGUGUGUGUAAUGUAUUAGAUAGUUUUUAAUGCAAAUGUGUUACCAAAAACACAAUAACUUUGUCAAAAAAAAGGAUGUAGGUUUAGAGAUUUGGAGAGUAGAUUAGGUCGGUUAUAUCAGGUAUGCAUAUUUGGAAUGUUUAAACAUCUGCUAAAUAGGUUUAAAAGUUUGACAAAACACGUGUUUAUAAUAAUAGCCUACCAACGAAAAUAAAUUAUGUAUUCGUUUCUAUAUGAUAUUUGGUGAUUAAAAUGUCAGUUAGUACUUUCCUUUAAAUUUGGAAGUUGAGAAUAAUUUUGACAAAUUUUCUCUAAUGGAGUCCAUUAACGCUUGUUAAUGAUGGUUUAAUGGCUGGCUAACUGUGUAUCUAAAAUAGUUUGAUCAACGGUAAUAACGAGCUUUUCCGUGUUUGAUUAAAAAUCUAGUGUGGCUCAGUUUCUGUUGUACAUGGCUUUCCUGUAGUAAAUUAAAAAAAAAAUUGCUAAACGAAAAUAAACAUUCAGUGCGACUUAGUUUGGCUAGUUAUUCUUCUCCAAGCUGGUUUUUGUUUAGAAUCCGUUUGGUUAAAGAUAAACCAAAAUUACCAAACAUAACUGUCUAAUGUAGUCAUAAAAGACUAAAAAGUAAAAACCCUAACGUCCGCCACAAGUAUUUCCGAAUUUUUCUCUCAGCUUCACAUUUUUGCUAAAUUUGCGGGAAAUCAAAUCUAAUCCUCAAAACUCAACCAAAAGGCCAACGAGCAAACGCGCGUUAUACUCUUUUCCAGAAAUGGGGAAGAGACCGCCGAUCCCACCAGACAUAGAAAACGGAACUCCACCAUUACCACCGUUACCACCACCAGCUCGACCGCCGUUUCGCCCUCCUAUUCCCGUGCCAUGGUACGCAUGGCUCGUGCCUCUCAUCUUUGCUGCUAACUUCAUCACAUUCGCCACCACAAUGUACGUCAACGAUUGCCCCUCGAGAUCAGAUAACUGUCUCUUGUUUGAUGUCCUUGGAAGGCUUUCGUUUCAACCGAUAAAGGAGAAUAUGCUUCUUGGUCCUUCUAUUCCCACGCUGAGAAGACUUGGAGCUCUAGAAAGGAGACUUGUCGAGGAAGGUGAAAAAUGGCGUCUCAUCUCUUGCAUAUGGCUUCACGGUGGGCUCCUUCACCUGCUGGCUAACAUGAUCAGCCUCCUCUGUAUUGGAAUGCGUCUUGAACAAGAAUUUGGAUUCUUGAGAAUUGGAGCUUUGUAUGUGAUCUCCGGGCUUGGUGGAAGCAUUAUGUCUUGUUUGACAGAUUCAAGAGGAGAACGUGUAUCAGUAGGAGCAUCAGGCGCCUUGUUCGGGUUACUCGGUGCAAUGCUCUCAGAGCUGAUCACAAACUGGACAAUCUAUGAAAAUAAGUGUACAUCACUUAUGACAUUGAUCCUGAUCAUUGCACUGAACCUAAGCGUCGGAUUCUUACCACGUGUAGACAAUUCUGCUCAUUGUGGAGGAUUCUUAGCCGGUUUUUUCCUAGGGUUUGUCCUUCUUCUCCGUCCGCAGUACGGAUACGUGAACCCCAAGUAUAUUCCACCUGGUUAUGACGUGAAACACAGGAAAUCAAGACACAAGUGUUAUCAACAUGUCUUCAGGUUUACAUCGCUAGCCAUUCUCCUUGCGGGAUUCAUUGCGGGAUAUACUAAGCUUCUAAGAGAACAUACAGUAGAGAGCGUGCCAUUCAGAGAUGUCAAUUAGCAUCUGUAAAAGUUCAUUUCACAGGAUCCCAAGAUAUUUUCAUAUAUGAUACAACACCAUCACCAGAAAAGGUUUUACAUUUGAUGAUUCGAGAAGUAAUUACAUAUGUACCGGUUUUUCAAGGCUGUUGUAACUGUACUCAUGUGUAUGAAAAAGCAUAUAUUAACCUAGGAAACAUUUUUUAUAUAUCUAGUUUCUUUUGUAGCAAACUAGGAUCACAAAUCAAUUAUGUAGUAGUAGAACUGAUGUUUCGUUAGCGUGAGGUGUCUCCCCAAUUUCGAAACAAACCUACGAACAUUGAAUAUUGAGCAAAUAAACACUAUAAAUCAAAGCAAUAUAUUUUGUUUUUUUUUAUCUUGACAAGAGCAUUACUUUCUGUCUUGAUAUGAGCAUUAACUUUUAUUCCUACGGUUCCAUAAUCAAUAUGCUUUACUCCAUACCCUUUGGGUUUGUUUGUGAGUGCUUCAAAGCCUUGAAACACUUCCGAGAUCUCUAUAGCUUCUUCGAUCUUAAUAUCACCAAAUUAUGUAAUAUCAAUGAACAUCAGAAAAGUAGAAGGUUUAUUAGUUGAACAAAUCGACUUAAAUCAUAAAGUUCAAAAGAUUAAAUACCUUAGAGCCUAAAGAACAAAUCAAUGACUCAAUAUCUUCAAAUUUGAUUGUCUCAAGUUUUUUCAACAUGUGUUUGACUGCAUAAGAAGCUUCAGAUAAACUUUGUAGCAUAAGCAUCUCGGAAUGAUCCCAAUAUCAGCAAUGCUCCUAUUAAAUUUAGCAACACAACAGUUUCUUUUUGCAUCUGAAAUAAAUAAAAAAGUCUUUCAAUAAAUGCUAGGUGGUUGCCCACGAAUUCACGGAAGUAAAUAUUAUAUGAAAAUAUAUAUUAUGUAUAUAAUGUCAUAAUUUUGAAUAAUAAUUAGAAACGUAUAAAAAUGUCAUUUUAAACUUCAAUAGUUUGAAAAUCAGUUGUAAAGUUUCCAUAAAUUUGAUGUAAAAAUAACUGAUGAAUAUUUAGUAAUAACAAAUGCUUGUGGAAUUGUAUAUGUAAUUAUCACAUUAACUUCUCCAAUACAUAUUAUGCAUCUUUUUCGGUCUUUUCUUAUUUUUUUCGUUAUCAUUUUGUUCUUUUUAUUAAAUUUUUGUUAAUAUUUUCCAACUUUUUCUACAUAUUUUUUUGCCAAAGGUUUAUUUCUAUCUCUAAAUAGAAAUACAAAACAUACAAUCAAUGAACUAAAAAUCCAUCUUAGAAUUCUUUUCAAUCAUAACAUACUUUAUUCACUAUGUUAUUUGACUUGAAUGAAAAACAUUUUUUAAAUCAAAGUUCUCACAUUUUCCGUCAAAUAUAAUCUGUCCAAUCUCCAAAGCUAUUUAUAAAACAUAUAUGGACAUAAUAAGAGAUUAAUAAUUAUCAUAGAUACGACUAUAUUUUUAUAUGAAUAUGAAAUCAUUAUAUUGAAUUCUAUAAAAAAAAUCUAUUCAUUAUUUUAUGUAGUAUAUAAUAAAAAGAACUGAUCAAACAUUAUUACACUUUUUAUAAUUUUGAAAAUUAGGUACCAUUAAUUAUUAUUUGUUAUAUCAUUUAGGUUAUUUGGCAAGCGAUAAUAAUUAGUUUUAGACUUACCUUUUAUUUUAGAUGUAAUUGAAAUAUUAGAAUUUAUAAAAGAUUUUGUUCAAUAUAUUAUAUUGUUUAUAAAUAUAAAAAUAAUUGAUCAAACGUUAUUAUUCUUUAUAUAAUUUCAAAAAUUAGUUAUCAUAAAUAAUUAUUUGAAAUAUAAUUUAGAUUAUUUGGCAAGUGAUAUUAACUAGUUAUAGAUUUAAUUUUUAUUUUAAAUGUAAACUAAAAUAAAUAAAAUUAAAACAAUUUUAGUUAUAGAAAUGUUAUCUUGUUUAGUCAGGAGUACCUCAGUUUUCCUUAAUUUUUUGUAUCAACCAAACAAAUUAUAACAAUUUUCUUAAGACUUUACAAAUGAUCGACAUGUAAGCAAAAGUCAUUUAAGUGACUUUCCGUUUAACAUAUUAGGGAACUUUUAUUAUUUAUAAUUUUUUUAUAAAAUCAUAGAAAUAAUUUAAAAUUAAGAUAAAAUAAUUUUGGAAGACAUGAUCUUAACAAAUCUACAUUUGAAUACAAUAAAUAAGUUAUAUAAUACCUAAAUUAAUUUCAAAUAUAAUUCUAAUUUGAUGUGAUUUCAUUCCAUCUCAUUCACUUAAUUAUUUAUUCUGAAUUGACUAUAACUACAUUCUUUUUGUUUCCACUUAUUAUUCCAUAAAACUUAUUUGAAUGAGAUUUAUUUAGGGCAAUUGUCCAAAAGAACACCUUUGAAGUUUUUAUCACAAAAAAUGACACCAGGAAAUGAAAGCCACAAAAAUGACAUUCAUUAAAGAGUAAAAUGUCACUACUACCCUUGUGUUAUAAGAAUAAAACAAAACACAAACGAUUCAUUUUUCCCACUCGCGAAUCUUCGAACUGUGUCGUCUCCGGCUCACGAAUCUGGUUUUAGGAGGCUGUCAACAAUGGAGAUAUACUCUGAGCCGGAAUAUUGGUUGAUGGCUAGUUUCACAUGAUCUAUCAAUUGGUUUGUAUAUAUUUGUUUUCUCUAUCUAAUUCAAAAUUUUCAGUUUUCAAUUUCAAUUGUAGAUCUAAGAUCUGGAUACAGACCAUUGGUUUUGUACAUAUUGUUGUUAAUAACAACCAGAUCUUUCAAUUUGUUUGUAUAUAUUGUUGUUUAUGAAUCAAAUUCAACUUUUUAGUUUUCAAUUUAGAUUAUAAGAUUUGAAUACAAGUCAUUCGUUUGUUCAUAUUUGUGGCUUUGGUUUGUAUAUAUUUUUGCUUAUCUAUCUAAUACAGUUUUUCGGUGUUCAAUUUCAAUUACAAAUAUAUGUGUCUAAUUCAACUUUUUUUUUUAGUUUUCAAAUUAAAUUACAAAUCUAAUAUUUUCAAACUAUCCAUUGUUUCAAAGGUCUUGGUUUUCAUUUUCAUUUUCAUUUUCAAUUAGAAUUGUUUAUACAACUGUCCAAGCACAUAGUUCAACUCUUGUACAUUGUUUUUCAUUUUCAAUUACAAAUACAAAUAUUGGCUUUCAUUUUCAAUUAGUCAUUUACUGUACAUUGUUCUUCAGCCUAUGCUCAGAUAUUUUUGUUCUUAGGGUUUUUGACAAUCUUUUCCAAAUUCGUUGUGGUCUGUUUUUCUCCCUUUUUCCCAAUCCCUCUCGGAUCAUCUCUAGUUGCUUGUAAUCGAGUUCAAUCUUUUCCAAAUCCGCUGAGGUAUGUUCUUCUCCAUUUUUCCAAAUUUGUCAUCAUGUCUAGCUUGAAAUCAUCAUUAGCUUGUAAUCAAUUUACUCUUUACUUAAAAAAAAAAGAAUCCGUCUCUAAUCAUCUCUAGCUAGCUUGUAAUCGAUUUACUCUUUUCUAGAAAAAGAAGAAGAAUCCAUCUCUAAUCAUCUCUAUAUUUUAAUCAUCUCUUGCUUGAAAUCAUCUUUAGCUUAUAAUCUAUUUACUCUUUACUCUUUUCUAGAAAAAGAAGAUGAGUGAUGUGGAAGCACAUCUCUCUAGUGACAAAGAUUACAAGUCUUUAUGCUUCCAAAAUGGACUCACUAUUCUUCUUGUCCGAGAUAAAAAGGGUGUGAAGAUGAUAAGAUCAUAAGAUGUAAUGAAAGCAUAUUUUAGUUAGAGAAAUUCUUGGGUUCACCCCCUAGGUGAACCUAGAGGUUCACCAACCAAUACUGGUUGAGUAUUUGAUAUUUGAUAUCUUUUAAAAAAGGAAAUAAAAUUGAAUUUCCAAAUAUGAUAUAAAUUUUUAAAAUAAAAUAAUAAAAAUACAUAAAUAUAGUUACAAAAAAUAAAUAAAUAAAUAUUGUUAAAAUGUUAGCAAAAUACUAAAUCCUAUACUCUAAAUUUUAAAUUCCAAACCCUAAAUUAUAAACCUUAAAUUUUGGAUAAACCGUAAACCAUUGGAAAAUUUUAAACCCUAAAUCAUACAU
This is a messenger RNA of Brassica rapa (field mustard), 7872 nucleotides long. Its product is annotated as RHOMBOID-like protein 5. Gene Ontology annotation, cellular component: membrane. NCBI's taxonomy places the organism in Eukaryota, Viridiplantae, Streptophyta, Magnoliopsida, Brassicales, Brassicaceae. Gene Ontology annotation, molecular function: serine-type endopeptidase activity. The record is from RefSeq and is a predicted model, not a curated record. Gene Ontology annotation, biological process: proteolysis.